AUGUUGUUUGCCGGUAAUGGUAAUCGGAGCAAUUUAAGAGUCCUACCGUGGUUCGUGAUUAGGACAGAUACGUCAUAUGAAAAAGCUUGUAGGAGAGGAAGUGCACCGGCUACUCCCGUUUUGGGAAACAGAGCUUUGGAAUUAACACCCUCGAGAAUCGUGGUAAGAAUCAAAUUUUUUUCUACUUCCACUUUAUUAUAA
This is a messenger RNA of Pediculus humanus corporis (human body louse), 201 nucleotides long. RefSeq lists its product as uncharacterized. Lineage: Eukaryota; Metazoa; Arthropoda; Insecta; Psocodea; Pediculidae. The coding region runs from base 1 to 201 and encodes 66 amino acids. The transcript is spliced from 2 exons. The record is from RefSeq and is a predicted model, not a curated record.